Messenger RNA from Trichoderma reesei QM6a, 438 nucleotides. RefSeq lists its product as uncharacterized. Gene Ontology annotation, molecular function: protein heterodimerization activity; RNA polymerase II general transcription initiation factor activity; transcription coactivator activity. The record is from RefSeq and is a predicted model, not a curated record. The transcript has a single exon. Lineage: Eukaryota; Fungi; Ascomycota; Sordariomycetes; Hypocreales; Hypocreaceae. Gene Ontology annotation, cellular component: transcription factor TFIID complex; SAGA complex. Gene Ontology annotation, biological process: DNA-templated transcription initiation; RNA polymerase II preinitiation complex assembly. The annotation marks the transcript as partial.
CCGCGAGACGCACGCCUCGUUGAGCUGCUUCUCACCUCACAGGGCGUCACGGCUUACGAACAACGAGUGCCUCUUCUGCUCCUGGACUUCGCAUACAGACAUACCUCCUCUGUCCUUAGCGACGCACUGCACCUCUCGGGGGACCCCUACAUCUCGCAAGCUGGAUCCAAGCCAUCGGCUUCCGGCGCAGGCGCCACCGCCCCGCCGUCGGGCGAUGCCAGCGUCAGCGCAAAUGCCGUCAAGGUCGCCAUCGCCGCGCGUCUAGGCUACCAGUUCCGCGGAGGAAGCAGCGGCGGCGGCAUCAGCAAGGAGUACAUGCAGGAGCUCGCCCGCGAGCGCAACAAGGUCGCCCUGCCAAAGAUUGUGCCCAACGAAUGGGGCGUGCGGCUGCCGAGCGAGAGGUUCGUGCUUAGUGGCACGAGCUGGGGGCUCAAGGAC